Molecule: messenger RNA, 3514 nt
Organism: Syngnathus acus (greater pipefish)
Lineage: Eukaryota; Metazoa; Chordata; Actinopteri; Syngnathiformes; Syngnathidae
Product: poly(rC)-binding protein 3-like
Exons: 13
Coding region: 288-1346 (352 amino acids)
Biological process (GO): regulation of RNA metabolic process; regulation of gene expression
Cellular component (GO): nucleus; cytoplasm
Molecular function (GO): mRNA binding
Source: RefSeq, a predicted model, not a curated record
CGACGAUCAUAGAAUCGCGAGGCCCGUCGUCACGUGUUCUCCCGGUCACUCACGUGACCCCUCGGCACCGACCAAUCGGGCGGCGCUUCGUCCUGGCGAGAGCAAAAGGAAGAGGGUGGGGAUCAUUUUCCUUUUUGCGAUUUUUAAUCUUGCCACACCAACGGAGGUCGUCGACAUCAUCCUGCCCUACAGAAAGGAGACCCAUCAGCCGAGUGCACCCUCACACCCCCCACUGGCCCUCGAACUCCUCUCUGACUUGACCGCACCCCUUUCCUUUCAAAUCCGACAUGGAGCCCAUCAAGGUCCAAUCAGAAGGUGGACUGAAUGUGACCCUCACCAUUCGGCUGCUCAUGCACGGCAAGGAAGUCGGAAGCAUCAUCGGGAAGAAAGGGGAGACGGUGAAGAAAAUGCGUGAGGACAGCGGAGCCCGCAUCAACAUCUCUGAAGGCAACUGCCCCGAACGGAUAGUCACCAUCACUGGGCCGACGGAUGCCAUCUUCAAGGCCUUUGCGAUGAUAGCCUACAAGUUUGAGGAGGACAUCAUCAACUCUAUGAGCAACAGUCCCGCCACCAGCAAACCCCCUGUGACCCUGCGACUGGUUGUGCCAGCCAGCCAGUGUGGCUCGCUCAUCGGCAAAGGCGGCUCCAAAAUCAAAGAGAUGAGAGAGUCCACAGGCGCUCAGGUCCAGGUGGCCGGCGACAUGCUCCCCAACUCAACAGAGAGAGCGGUGACCAUUUCCGGGGCGCCGGAGGCCAUCAUCCAAUGCGUCAAACAGAUUUGUGUGGUGAUGCUGGAGUCCCCACCGAAAGGUGCCACAAUCCCCUACCGCCCCAAGCCUGCCUCCACCCCUGUCAUUUUUUCAGGUGGCCAGGUAAGAGCGGACCCGCUGGGGGCGUCCACAGCCAACCUCAGCCUCUUACUGCAGCACCAGCCACUGCCUGCUUACACCAUCCAAGGACAGUAUGCCAUCCCGCAUCCUGACCAGUUGAGCAAGCUCCACCAGUUGGCUAUGCAGCAAACCCCCUUUACCCCCCUCGGACAGACCACCCCUGCCUUUCCCGCAGCAGGUCUGGAUGCCAGUAACCAGGCCAGUACUCAUGAACUCACCAUUCCCAAUGAUCUAAUAGGCUGCAUAAUUGGACGCCAGGGAACCAAAAUCAACGAGAUCCGUCAGAUGUCUGGGGCACAGAUCAAAAUUGCUAACGCCAUGGAAGGGUCGUCGGAGCGCCAGAUCACCAUCACAGGGACCCCCGCCAACAUAAGCCUGGCCCAGUACCUCAUCAACGCAAGGUUCCGAGACGUGGCUGCCAUGUGGAACGACCCGUCCUCCAUGACCACAUCCUGAGCUCCCUGACUGGCUCUUCCAUCCGGCCCCUUUCUGACUGACGACGCCCUCCGGACUCUGGCUCUGGCUCUCUGAAAAUUCUGAGCGCCGGCCGCCCUGGUCCUCCACAAACCGGCGCGGCCCGACGACUCACUUUUAUUUCAGAGAGCCAUUUUGAAAAAAGAAAAAAAAAAAAAGAACACUGUUCGUUACUUUUUUUUUUGUUUUAGAGAACUGUUAAAGCAUGUUGAAUGUUUAUUAGCAACAACUUGUGUUACUUUUUUUUUCUUUCUGUUCAUCUCUUUUUCUCUGUCAGUGCUGCGUCAUAGAACAUUUAAGAAGUAAAAGUAAAAAAAAAAAGAUUGAAGAUUUUUGUAGAAGUAGUUCUUUGCAUUUAUUACAGCUCGGUGAUGCUAUCGGCAGAGUGUGGUGGGAUGUAGCCAAAAAAAAACAUUUUUAUAAUAGAUCCAGCCUUCAGAAAACAAUCUCGGACUUCUCCAUUUCUGUCCUAAUUUGCAUCGUUGUCAAAUGACAUCACAUGACCCUCCUUGGCCAAUGGUAUCACUCCCGGAGCCUCCCCGUUUUGUGUCGAUCUCCUUCGUUUAUGUACACGCUUGCUUAUAUUGCAUGUACUCAGUGUUGUGUUGUUGUGUAUUUGAGCAGAACCUGUUCGGUGGACCUUGAAAUGAAAUGUUCUUUGUGUUCCCCGUUCUUCUCCGCUCAUGUUUGAAGCUUACUUUUUGUUUUUUCUGGCCUCUCACUCGUAGUCCUGAACCCGGAACCGAUAGCCUCCUUCGAUUACUCGUGUUAUCACAUGCAUGAAAAGGAAAUGAGACAAAACGGAGCAGAAAUUGAAAUGAUUGUUUCUGAUCAUCCGGUGUUUUGUUUUGUACAAGGACUUUUAUGACUACUUGUCAACUACGCGGCGCUCAUGCAAUAGACGAUUCUACACUUUACUCUGGACCGUGUGACGGGUUUGCUGGCCUCGGGCUGGGUCCAAAACUUUUUGGCUCGAAUGGAAAAUCAUCAAGCCAAAAAUGUUUGGACCAAGGAAAAAUUUUUUUGGAGGUCAAAGAAUGUUCAGGGUUUUGUCAGGGGAGGGGAGGGGAGGGGGGGAACCUACGGGGUGGGGGCGGGGCUUGGGCGGGCACGACCACUCAGUCUCUUUUCACGAUUGUUUAUUUGUGUCAUGUCUAUCUCAUCGCUUUAUGUUUGAAUGUCUUUUUAAAGGUCACAAGUGUUUCCGAUUUGUUUUUUUUCUUUCGUGCAAGUCAUUUGACAAACGCACGUUUCUUUUUGUUUGUCGAUUAGUUAACUCAAGCUAACGAGAGGGAGGUUAGAAUGCUAUUGGGUCAAACUCGGCAAGAAGCUCAAUUCUGUGCUGAUGUACACAAACAGCUGUUGAAUGUUACUGUCCAAGUCACAUGAUCUCCUGUACGUUCAGCACGGCAACCGUUGCCCUUGUGCGACUUUUAGCAUGCUAAGCCUUUUGACUUUGCAAAAAUUGAGCAAAGGCUGUCGGGCGACAUCGCCACUGAUCAUUCUGCAAUAAUCAUGGAUGUGCUAGUUGAGCUGAGCAAUGUAACAAUAGAAGCUUUGAGUUUGGAUUAUUUGGGCUGAGUAGAAUGUCAAAGGACAAGCUGUCAUUCUUUGUAAAAGAAAUGCACAAAAGAGCAGAGAGCAUUUUUUUUUUUUUUUAGUCCAGUGCUGGUUGUGAUGGCAAAGCAGGAAUAUUGAGUUAAAGUAGCGGCAGUGUGAUUUUAAUAGCAUCGAUAUUCAUGUAUAAUUAAUUAUGUGUUUGAAAAUCAUUUAUUUACAUUUGUGUAUAUGACUGAAGCAAACUGCAACUAAUGCAAUAAUAGGGUGCAAUGUGCAAUUAUUUAUUCUCUUUCAUUUUCCCCUACUUGACUCGUAGACAGGAGAGCUAUGUAGCUUGUUGCAACAUGUUUGUUUUUGUUUCAGUUAAAGUUAUGUUACAUGUGGGAGGAGGCUUAAAAAAAAAGAUUUUUAUUUUUCAGCUUAUGUUUGUGUGUAUUGCAGUUUGAGGGGGGGGAAAAAAGUGAUCAAAGUUUGUAACUAUUUUGAUUUCUUUGCUCUGUGCAGAUCUAUAUUAGUUGUGAGUACUAUGUUUGAUUUCAAAGUGUUGCUAAGUAUAAAAACAAAUAAAGUUUCAGUUUUUCUUUCUGUGA